Molecule: messenger RNA, 2968 nt
Organism: Micropterus salmoides (largemouth bass)
Lineage: Eukaryota; Metazoa; Chordata; Actinopteri; Centrarchiformes; Centrarchidae
Gene: nfkbid
Product: NF-kappa-B inhibitor delta
Exons: 12
Coding region: 276-1640 (454 amino acids)
Biological process (GO): regulation of gene expression
Cellular component (GO): nucleus
Molecular function (GO): protein binding
Source: RefSeq, a predicted model, not a curated record
CUGUUUACCACAUCUCUCUGCCUUUCACUUGGCUUGACAUAACGGUGAAUGUGUGGCUUCCCCUCUGCUAGAGGGCGUGGACCACAGCUGGGGGCGGUGAUGGGGAACAACGUGCUCUGUGUGUACAAGCAGCAGUGAUAAGACAACAAGCCAGUUUGACUUCAGGCAACCAGAACGUCACAGAUCCCUCCGGCUCUGUAAAUCAGUUUAUCCCGCUUUGAAGAGUGACAAAAAGGACGACCUGUUGAAGAUUUCAAAGCAAAACCGUUUCUGACAUGCACUUUGAUAAAUCUCCAAAAGAGAAGCCGUGUUGCACUCUGCCCACAGUGAAGAAACUCUUGGAGCAGAAGAGAAGGCGUGAGACGUCCUCAGUGCCACCUCCCUGUGCUACAGCCAGCACAAGUCCCGUUCCUCCAACUACACAAUUGUCUUCAUCAGAACCAUUUACCUGUCCAGGUGCAUCAAGCAGCUACUCAGACAUGGCAGUGAGCUAUGAGCAGUGGUCUCCAGCACCAGAGUCUUCACUCAGUUACUACCCCAGCCACCCAGGAUCCAGCUAUGCUGCAGCCUACAACCUCCCUAUGACAGAUGAAUAUGGCUCACAGCAGCAGGUCCCAGGAUUUGGAGAUACAAUGACAUAUGAGUGCCCGAUGACAGUCGCAGAUCCCAGUAUGGCUUCGUCUUCUUGGUCCCUUCUAAAUCCCAGUCAGACCACACUGGGUUUUGGUUCGUCGAUGGAUGCCACCAAGCUGGAAGAAGCCAGGAUGCUGCUCAGCACAAUGGACUACAGCAGAGCCACCAGGCAGGAUGAAGACGGAGACACCAUCCUUCACAUCUACACUGCCAAGGGGCUCAGGGAGUGUGCCUUUGCUGCUGCAGAGAGGCUGAGGGAUAUAGGCAGGCUUGAUGCCAAAGAACACAAGGGAAAGACUGCUUUACUGGUGGCGGUGACGGCAAACCAGCCAGAGAUUGUGCAAGAUCUGCUGUCAUUAGGAACGGACAUCAAUGCCUGUGAUGUUAAAGGACAAACUGCCCUCCAUCUGGCUGCCCACUAUGGCUUACCUGGGGUUCUGCAGGCAAUUCUGUGUAGCAGGCCGGCUGUCAACUUAGAGGCCCGUAAUUUUGAAGGUAUGACUCCUUUGCACUGUGCAGCCAUUUCACACAGUAUCACCAAGAAGGCUUUGUCUAGCAGUGGGCUGGCAGAUGUUAGUCUUCAGAACAAGGCUGCGGAGAAGCUCUCCUGUGUGCAGAUGCUUCUCAAUGCAGGGGCAUCCCUGCUCAGCCAGGAAAUCAAAAGUAACAAGACUGUGCUGCACUUGGCUGUAAAGGAGGGGAACAUCGAGCUAGUGUGUUAUUUGCUGAGGAUUCCCCUGCCGAAUGUGAAAGAAUUUGUCAACUUGAAAGCUCAUGGUCACACAGCUUUACACAUGGCUGCUGGUCUCCAUGGCAACCCCCACCAGGAGGAGAUCAUGCGGCUGCUUCUGAGCAGAGGAGCUGAUCCCAGCAUCCGCAACCUGGAGAACGACCAGCCAGCUCACCUGCUGCAGAGUGGUGUCCAGGGAGAGCAGCUCAAGCUCAUGCUGAAGAAACGAAGCGCUUCUUCUCGUCGACGUAUCAUGUCCUUGCAGGACCAGGAAUGAUUUGGACCACUUGUAAUCCCCAUUUAGAGGGAAUAAGACGUUGCCUCUGUUGAGAAGGGUAUUUAUUGUUACAUGGUUUUGGGAGUCUCUGGCCUAUAUAUUGUUAAUAAACUAGUUUGGCAUAUCAAUCUCUACAUAUAAUUCACAUUGGAUUAGACAAAUUAUGCUUUUAAUGCAUAAAGCUUAAAUUGCCUGCUUAAGUGCUUUAUUUAUUUUUCCUCGCACAGGGUGAAAUAUUUAUGUGUAGGUGAAGCAUUUUGUUCCAAAAUGUGACAUCCUCCAUCGAGCCUUUUCACAAAAUGCUCCUGCUGUUGCUGACAAAUUGGCAUGUGUUUAAAAUUAGAGACACUUUAAUUUAUGUAUUUAUUUAUUUUUUGAUAAAUAUUUGACAUUUUGAAAUGAAAGCCUUUACAUGAACAGCAUUAGUGAUCUGCAAAUGCAAAUAGAAGGUAUAGACAGUGGAAGGUGUAUUAAUAGUGUAGGUGUAAUAGUAAUAAUAACUUUCCUAAUAGGCCACACUCCCAGUUUAAUGUUGAUUUCUAUGAAAUCGUUUGUAUGACCUCCAGGACAAUGUCCCUGAAACCCCUCUGACUCUCUCGUCAAAACCCCCAUCAUGAUAAGCUAUCAUAUUGAUACACUGAGUGAUGGUUUUGAUUUCAGUCAACAUGUGUACUUAUGUUAAGAAUGUGUGUGAUCAAAGUGAGAAUGAUCUAUCAUAUAAUUGAACUUUCUCUCUGUAUGCAUCAUACUUAUGUGUAUAACACCAGGUACAAUUUAUUUUCUUUGUGGAAAAAGAAGCUUUACUGUGUAAAAUUAUUAUGUAUUUGAAACUGAUUGUGACACAUGAUGAAUGUUCUUAUCACAUAGACAUUACAUGAGUAAGUGCAGUGACACAUUGUCUGACUAACUGUACAUUUUACUCAUGAGUCAUGAAUAAAGGUACAAUAACACUGCAUUUAAAGUUCCAUACAAUUGUUUUGAUGUUAAGGGCACCCUUUGAACAGUCCCACUUACAUAUGGCGACUGAAAUUAGCAGAAUGGAAAAUACACCAUCCCACUAGAAAGAUGUGUCUACAGCAGUAGUAAACAGUCACAUUUAAGGAGUAUUUAUUUUUCAAGCUCAAUUUCCUCCGGAGUUCACUGCUAUGACAAUCAGCCUUAGUCACAGGUGAAAUGAGAUUUGGUUUUGACUGUAAUUUCAGUGAUAAAUAAGGUUUGAGCUGCCUCUCACUUAUGUGUCACCUCUGUUAUUAGACACUGUAAAUUCCUGUGUUAGUGGAAAGGAAAGUAAACAACACAAUAUAUUUUCUCAUUUCUACAGCAUAUUC